AACAGAAGAAAAAAAAGAAGGGUUCAAGACUUCAACUCCAAUUCCACAACAAGAAUAUGCGAACCAAACCGUAGAGAAUCUGAGCUCUCUCUUUUCCUUUUUCUCUUACAAAAGGGUUUCCCAUUUGGCACACAAACCCACAUAUACUCGGAUUAAUCUUCUACCUGUCCAGUUCCAAAUCUUCUUCAAUCUCCUCCCUUUUCUCUAUUUUAAUUUUGUAAAUUAUAUAUUUUUUAUUUUUUAUUUUCCCCCAAAUUUUUAUUUCCCAUAUAAAAUAGCUUAUAUUUAUUCAGAACACAAAUUUUUCUGGGCUUUCAUUAGCUUUCACACUUAAGGGGUUUCGAUUUUUUCAAUUUCUAGGGUUAGGGUUUUCGUUUCAUUUGUCUUCGUGAUCGAUCGGUCGAUUGGGUAGGAGAGAAUUAUGGGUGCAGAGGGCGAUUCGAGCGAACCUAAAGUCAGUGGAGAUGGAGGAGGAGAGCAGAUUAAUAUUCGAUGCUCCAAUGGGUCGAAGUUUUCGGUGAGGGCGAGCCUGGACUCGACUGUUGGGGAUUUCAAGGCAAUUUUGGCUCAGAAUUGCGAUAUUCCAGCUGAGCAGCAAAGGCUGAUUUACAAAGGUCGUAUUUUGAAGGACGACCAGACCCUGACUAGUUAUGGUCUGCAGGCAGAUCAUACUGUUCAUAUGGUACGUGCCUUUGCUGCAGCUGCCUCAACCCCUGCUGCUCCUGCUGCUAAUGCUACUUCUGCAAGUCCUAACACUGCACCGGGUGUUACACGUGGGGUUGGCUCCACUGAACGCGAUGGGCUUCAAAGUCCCGACCUUGGGGCAUCUUUGUUAUUUGGGCAGGGUUUAAACCCACUUGGUGGUGGUGGAGGAGCACCUGGUUUAUUUGGAGCUGGGCUUCCGGAAUUUGAACAAGUGCAGCAACAACUGACUCAGAAUCCGAACAUGAUGAGGGACAUAAUGAACAUGCCUGCCAUUCAAAGUCUAAUGAAUAACCCUGAUUUGAUGCGAGGCUUGAUCAUGAACAAUCCGCAAAUGCGUGAUAUCAUUGACCGGAACCCAGAGCUUGCACAUAUACUUAAUGAUCCUGGCAUUCUCCGACAGACAUUAGAAGCUGCAAGGAACCCAGAACUCAUGCGUGAGAUGAUGCGAAACACUGACAGGGCAAUGAGUAAUAUUGAAUCUUCACCUGAGGGAUUCAACAUGCUAAGGCGGAUGUAUGAAAAUGUUCAGGAGCCAUUUUUGAAUGCUACGACAAUGACCGGGAAUGCUGGAAAUGAUUUGGGUUCAAAUCCAUUUUCUGCUCUUUUGGGCAACCAGGGUGGGGCACAAGUCAGGGAUGGGUCUAACAACCCUUCAACCACUGGUUCAGAAACGACUGCAGGCUCUGUUGCUCCGAAUACAAACCCACUUCCUAACCCGUGGGGCAAUACUGGUGCAGGAAAUCAACCAAACACCACCAGGCCACCUCCUGCUGGGGAUGGAAGGGCACCUGGUAUUGCUGGCCUUGGAGGGCUUGGUCUCCCCGGAAUGGAACAGAUGCUUGGUGGCAUGCCAGAUGCUAAUGUAAUGAAUCAGCUUUUGCAGAAUCCAGCAAUAUCCCAGAUGAUGCAAAGCAUGCUCUCGAAUCCCCAGUACAUGAAUCAGAUUAUGAGCCUCAAUCCACAACUACGCGGCAUGGUUGAUUUAAAUCCUCAACUUAGAGAAAUGAUGCAAAAUCCGGAGCUCUUACGUCAGUUAACAAACCCAGAGACAAUGCAGCAAAUGGUUGCUUUACAGCAGUCACUAUUUUCUCAGACCAAUCGACAGCAAUCAACUCAGGAUCCAGCUCAGACUGGUGGUGUUACAGGAGGCCCUAAUAAUGCUGCUGGGUUGGAUAUGCUGAUGAACAUGUUUGGUGGUCUUGGAACUGGCAGCUUGGCUGCUGCAAACAACCCUAAUGUACCACCUGAGGAACUGUAUGCGACGCAGCUGACGCAGCUUCAAGAGAUGGGUUUCUUUGACACCCAAGAGAAUAUCAGGGCAUUGCAAGCCACUUCCGGGAACGUCCAUGCUGCGGUAGAGCGACUUUUAGGGAAUCCCGGGGCGUAACUUCACUUGGUUUUCAUGUUUUUAUAUUAUUCAAUUGGGAAUUUUUCUUGUGGACGUGUAAAAUUAGUAAUUUGGAGUAAAGUCUUCUGAAAGACACGAGACAUACAGGCACUUGUAGAUUCCAUUUUGGGGGUGUGAAUAAGCAAAGAACGCACAAUCUGAUAGAGCUAUGAACUUUGUGGCUAAGCUUA
This is a messenger RNA of Prunus avium (sweet cherry), 2283 nucleotides long. RefSeq names its product ubiquitin domain-containing protein DSK2b. Gene Ontology annotation, biological process: ubiquitin-dependent protein catabolic process. Gene Ontology annotation, cellular component: cytosol. NCBI's taxonomy places the organism in Eukaryota, Viridiplantae, Streptophyta, Magnoliopsida, Rosales, Rosaceae. Gene Ontology annotation, molecular function: polyubiquitin modification-dependent protein binding. The record is from RefSeq and is a predicted model, not a curated record.